CAUUUAACUCUUUAAAAUCUGCUAGUGGUCAUGGCAAGCCGAGGUCUCACACCGGCCCUGCUUCUCUUCCUCACGCUCAUGGUGCUCUCCCUUGUGGGUAGCUCUCUCGCUGAUGGAAUCGCCACUUAUUGGGGCCAGAACGGAAACGAAGGCACCUUAACAAACACUUGCGCAACAGGAAAGUAUGCUUUCGUCAACAUAGCUUUCCUCUACAUCUUCGGCAAAGGCCAGACUCCUCAGAUGAACCUCGCCGGUCACUGCAACCCAUCCUCCGGUGGUUGCAUCGCCGUCAGCAACGGCAUAAGAAACUGCCAAAACAGAGGAAUCAAAGUUAUGCUCUCAAUCGGUGGUGGCUCUGGUAGUUACUCACUCUCCUCUUCUGCAGAUGCCAAGAAUGUCGCCGACUACCUCUGGAACAACUUCCUUGGCGGUAGUUCAUCGUCGAGGCCACUCGGUAACGCUGUUUUGGACGGCAUAGAUUUCGACAUUGAGACGGGGUCGACUCAGUACUAUGACGUUCUCGCGAGUUAUCUAUCUGGGUACAGUAAACAGGGGAAGAAGGUAUACUUGACGGCGGCUCCGCAAUGCCCCUACCCUGAUAGUCAUCUGGGUACUGCCCUUAACACUGGGCUUUUCGAUUAUGUUUGGGUUCAGUUCUAUAAUAAUCCUUCUUGCCAGUACAGUUUAGGGAAUGUAAACAAUCUUCUGAGUUCUUGGAGGACAUGGACGUCGUCAGUGCCGGCGAACCAGAUAUUGAUGGGGCUACCGGCGGCUUCAGGGGCAGCAGCAAGUGGAUUUGUUCCUGCAAACGUGUUGAAUUCUCAGAUACUUCCAGUGAUCAAAACUUCCUCCAAGUAUGGAGGUGUGAUGCUCUGGAAUAAGUAUUAUGAUGAUCAGAGUGGAUAUAGUUCUUCCAUUAAGGACGUAGUCGAAUAUGUUACUUGUUUAGGUAUGAGCAUUCGUCUCUCUGCCACAGCGGCACCUGGUGGCAUUCUAAGUUGA
Telopea speciosissima is the source of this 1002-nucleotide messenger RNA. Its product is annotated as acidic endochitinase-like. Bases 31 to 1002 code for a protein of 323 amino acids. Gene Ontology annotation, molecular function: chitinase activity. Lineage: Eukaryota; Viridiplantae; Streptophyta; Magnoliopsida; Proteales; Proteaceae. Gene Ontology annotation, biological process: carbohydrate metabolic process. The record is from RefSeq and is a predicted model, not a curated record. The transcript has 2 exons. Gene Ontology annotation, cellular component: extracellular region.